GCCUGCUAUAUCCUCAAUCACUAUUAAGAAGCGCCAUCUAUUUCCUCUUCCGUGAUUUCGUCAUAGCUGUCGAAAAUGGCGAUGAUUUCAGAGGGUCACGAAUAUUCUUCUCCUUCAAAACGAAUUAAACUCGAUCAGACUCAACAUCUAUCAAAUUCAAAUGUGGAAUUGGAUUUCGGAGCAUUUUCUGCACCCCUGAAGAAUGUUCACGAAGUCAUCCAAGGGGAAUACACACUAAAUGCAGAGGUGCUGAACAAUGGUGACUCCGGAUUCAGUGAAAUGGCACCUGAUGAGAGCACUAGCCAAGCAGAAACCUCAGUGACAGCAGUAUCCACACACAGCAGUAAGAAGUCUGAUGAUGGAGGGACUGCAAAUAGCACAAGGGAAGACGACAGAGAUGAAGUAUCGUCAACUGUUAGUUACCUUUCUGAUAUAAGUGGCUUGUCUGAACUGAGUGGACAGGAAUGGAAACCAAUGGCAGGACCGGUGAGUUGGGUACAGCGACAGAUGAUAAUAGGUGUAAAUCCUAGGAGCUUGCUUAAUCAACUGGUGACAGAUGGAACACAGAUUCCUCAGCAAAUAGACGACUUAACCCUCUGGAAGAUUAUUAUGAACAUGAUGAGUGAGCCACCUCGUCGGCAGAAACUGAAUCAUGUGAACACUUUAGUUGAUGUUGUUCGAUUGCUUAAAGGAGCAAAGAAAAUUAUUGUUCUCACUGGGGCAGGGGUGUCUGUAUCAUGUGGUAUUCCAGACUUCAGAAGUCGGGAUGGUAUCUAUUCAAGACUGGCUAUAGACUUUCCUGAUCUUCCUGAUCCACAGGCCAUGUUUGAUAUACAAUAUUUCAGCCAAGAUCCAAGGCCUUUCUUCAAGUUUGCCCGUGAAAUCUAUCCAGGACAGUUUAAACCUUCUCCUUGUCACAGAUUCAUAAAAAUGCUGGAAAAACAUAAAAAAUUGCUGAGAAAUUAUUCUCAAAAUAUUGAUACGCUGGAACAAGUUGCUGGAAUUCAAAAUGUCAUAGAAUGUCAUGGUUCAUUUGCAACGGCCUCUUGCACACGAUGCAAGCAUAAAGUUACAGCAGAUGCAAUUCGAGAAGAUAUCUUUGCCCAGAGGAUCCCCCGGUGCCCACGUUGUCCGAAAGUUGCAUUGCCUCCUCUUAAUGAUGCAGAAAAUAAAUAUGAAAGCUAUAAGGAUCUUGUGUCUCGAGGAAUAAUGAAGCCAGACAUAGUUUUUUUUGGUGAGGGGCUGCCAGAAAUAUUUCAUGAAUCUAUGGCAAAGGACAAGGAUGAAUGUGAUCUUCUAAUUGUAAUUGGUUCAUCAUUGAAGGUUCGACCAGUUGCACUCAUUCCAAGUUCAAUACCACCAGAUGUACCACAGAUACUUAUCAACCGAGAACCACUGCCGCAUUUCAACUUUGAUGUGGAAUUAUUGGGAGACAGUGAUGUCAUCAUCAACCAGAUUUGUCACAUGAUGGGUGAUGAAUGGACUGAGGUCUGCUGGCAACCCAAUCCACUGACCGAAGCAAGUCAUCUAGUCACUCACAUAGGGCGACACCAUAACAGUUUGGAAGACACAUCGUGGGAGGACCACAACAGUGAUCCAUGUGCAACAGACUGCAGUAGAGACAGUCUCAAUGUUCAACCAUCCUUCCAGAUGUCAGCAGAUUGCAGUAGCCAGGACAGUCUUGUGAGUGGCAGACAUGACAACCAGUGCUCAUCUUCUAAUCGCAACUCCACAGACAGCAGUUGUAGCCCAUUUAAGGUUGGUGAGCGGAUGUUGAACAUUGAAAGCAGCGAGGCAGAUUCCUUGCAGAUGUCCAUAGACAGUGGCAUGGGAAUGUCUGCAGCAGACAGCAGCUGCAGUGCAUUCAAAGAGCGGCACAUGUCUGUUGAUUCCUCCACUCAUGAUAGUGGAGUUGGAUUUUCUGCUGACAGCCCAACCGACGUUGGUAGUGCCAAUCUUCAUAUGUUGGUGGAUUCCACAAGAGAUUACAGGAAUGGUGGAAACACUUCUUCAUCAAGCAAUUUCAACAACCCAUCUAGCAGCAGCAGUGACGUGUGUGUUCACUCAACUAAGGACUGUGAUCUAGGUACGUUAUCUGCUGACAGUAGCACUGCUAUCAGAGAAUCUGUUAUAUUAGUAGAGUCGUCAGGAUUGCCUGCUGAUCCAGUUACAAGGGGCAAACCUUCCAGCAUGGUGGUGGACUCAACAACAGAUAGUAACACUAGUAAGAACACAGGUGUGUCAUCAACAGAGAGUAGGUGCAGUUUGGUGCAUCGACAUGUGUCAGUGGAUUCAAUGCGAGACAGUGGAAUUGGUGAUGGGAGCAACAGUGUUGACAGCAGUAGUGGAGUCGUUACCAAAGAACGUCGCAUGUCUGUGGACUCCAGUGAAGACCAACCGAAAUCAGAAGGUGAUUUAGAGGAGCUCAGAACAUGCUGGCAGCCAAAGAUAAGAGAGAGUCUUGCUGCCAGACUCCAAGAGAACACCUACUUCCUUCUCACCCCAAACCGCUACAUCUUCCCUGGAGCUGAAGUGUACUAUGAUCCUGAUGAAGAACAGUCAUCCUGUAGCAGCAGUAGCAGUAGUAGCAGCAGCUGCAGUAAUUCAAGUGAUUCUGCCAACAACUCUUCAGCAGAAGAAAGUGACAAUGAAGAUGCGGAAGAUGGUGAAUAUUGGGAUGACAUAGCUUCUGCAGUUCCAAACAAACCAGUCAAUGGCAGAUGCCCUUGAUGUUAACAUUGCACACAAUAGCAAUCCAAAAUUAUUGUUAAUUAAUGACAACAGAUCCAUAAGUGGCAUUGUUAUUCAUACUGAUGCACUUUAGUGAGAAAGUUCUAAAUCAGUUAAUGGAUAUGUCUCCAUUAUAGAGAAUGUCAUGAAUACAGUGAUGUAGGGAAUACAUGUAGCUUUUUCCACCAAAUUUUGUGUAAGUACUUGUUUGUAGUGUUAAUUUGCUGAUGAAAUAUGCAUUAAUAAAUAGUUUCUGACGUGUUAGCUGUGUGAUUUGUCCAUAACAUGGUAUGGUGAAACUGCUACAUGUGAUUACUCCUCUUUUUUUUUUUUUUGCCUGGUAAUCAACCCAGUCUGCAUUAGAGCUCUCAGACAUCAAGCUUUCUUACCAUAGUAAUAUGAGAACACAGUAGUUGAAGCUAACGAAGUCUGUUGAAGAAUGAUUGAAUUAUCUGUGGUGUUGAAGCCUCUGUCGGUGCCGGAGAUGCAAGAAAAAGAGUUACAGUACAUUUUAGAUAGGAUUUUUUUGUCAUAGUUUCUAUAAAGCAAGGCAGUUCCCCCCAUUUUUUCCAUACAACAUUGGUUUCAAAAUAUUAGAAACAAGUGAAAUUAUUAUCUCUACAUUUCUGUCACAAGCGGUAGGGGUCAUACUUGAAACCACCAGCAGGGAGUAUAAAAGAUAGUGUUCUGAGGAUUUCAGUGUAGUAUUUGAUUGAUAGCCUGGAGUUUCAUUUAAUUAAUGACAGUAUCAUAAAUCUAAGGCAUGUGUGGUACAUCUGUCUACACUGAUGGGGUAACUGGAAUCUCUGGCAAUAAUCAGAAAUAGUGCCAAAUUAUAAUUCACAUAAAGUGUAGGGUUUGGUACUUUCCAUGCCAGUUUUGUUAUUGAUAUUGGAAUGUGUGUUUGAAUUAGUGUUCCCAGAACAUAAACUCUGGCCUAAUGUAAAAGCAGUAGCACAUAUCAAGUAAUUUCUCCCUGCCAUGCUUUAUUGUAUUUAUUUGCUACUGCACACUGAGUUGCUUUUGAUGAAUGACAGUGUAACUUUAUUAUGAGCACAGGAAUAUGUACAAAAAUAAAUGCAGGGCUUGUUCAUUCUUAUGUAAACAUAAAAUACUAAAGAAAAAUUAAAAAAAAAACAUGAUUUGCAGGUUAUAUAUAGUGUAAAGUGUGUACAGUGUAUCCACAAAGUCCUGUCAGGUUUUUGAAAAAUUGUGGCAUGCAAACAAAUUGAGCUAGCCACAUGCGGUUUGCGGCACAUCAUAGUGAAACUCUGGGAGUGUUUUACUGACCUCAGUAGAACUCGAUGUAUGCUCCUGUGGUAGCACGGAGAACGUCCAGAUGAUAUUUGAGCUCUUGCCAUGUCCGCUGAAAUAGCCGAGAUUGCAUUCCUAAUACAGGUCUUCAGGUCAGCAAGUCCAUUAACUGGUGUUUGGAACACAUUGCUCUUCACAUAACCCCACAGGAAGAAAUCCAGUGGUGCUAUGUCUGGUGAAUGUGGAGGCCAAGGCAUUGGACUCUGCAGAUCCAUCUUCCUGGAAAUGUUCUGUCUAGGAACGCGGAUUUUUUCCUGUUGGGUUAGGUGAAGAGCAGUGUGUUCCGAACACCAGUUAAUGGACUUGAUGACUGGAAGACCUGUAUCAGGAAUGCGAUCUCGGCUAUUCCAGUGGACAUGCUCCACAGAACAUGGCAAGAGCUCAAAUAUCGUCUGGACGUUCUCCAUGCUACCAAGAAAGUACACAUUGAGGUCUACUGAGGUCAGUAAAAAACUUCGAGAGUUUCACUAUCAUCUGCUACAAACCGCAUGUGGCUAUCUCAGUUUGUUUGCGCGCCACAAUUUUGCAAAACCCUGACAGGACUUCGUGGACACACUGUACGUAUAUUGCAUUGGGUUGUGUGGAAAUAAGACUUGUGCAGAGAUUAUUAAGCUAUUAUUUUUUAAGAAGUUUCUCUUCAUUUAAGUAUGAUUGGUCUGUGCAUGAGUGGGAAGAUCUGUAGUUACAUGAACGAAGUACACAUAAUCAUUAUAUAAUAGGAAACAGAUGUGUAAAGUGUGCCUUGUUUCUUUCUGUUGUUGCCUUUUUUAGUUGUGAAGAAUAAUAAUUUUGACUCCUAUUUCAUAUGUGAUGCUUCUUAUUUCUCUUAUGGCUGAACGUUUUUGCAUUAAUCUUUCAUUCGAUUAUGGUCAAUUAUUUAUUGAUCUCACAUUUUUAUCACCAGGAUGAGUGAGCGAUGGUGACAUUCAGUCAUAAUAUUCCAAAUGAUAUAAUGCAAGUUUUGUACUUGUCUGAGUGACGUGAUUGAAAGAGAAGAAUGAAUAGGCUAUCAUUUUACUUGCAAUGUUCCUGAACCCAACCAUAUAUCAUAUUAUAACCCUUGUUAAUUGCUGUCUUGGUCCAUUAAGAAUGGAACUAUGUGUUUAUUUUGUGGUACAUUCAAAAUGGGACAGUGUUUUGCAGUGGUACUGUGACUGAAAGAAAGUACAUUUGGUUCUGGAGAAGAGAUUAUUUUCAUAGGGCACUUCAUCCAUUGGGCAACCAACAUAAAGGCUGCUGAAAUAUACCUGAUGAGGGUUGGAAUCAAUGUCCUGAUUGCCUUGCCAGGUCCCUAGCAGUGUUUGAGUGUCAUUAACAAUUCUGAAUAGGAGAAAGGCUGCUGAAAUAACGACAGUUCUCAUAAUGAGAUACUGUAACCUUCAGCUUUUGAGUUUUGCUAUGAUUUAGAAACAAUGAGCUGUCAUAUGUAAACAAAUGUAAAUAAGUCUACAUAAGUUGUAAGCCUAACCUGCUGUUUGAAGGUAUAGUAUUUAUUUGUAGCCUGACACAUGACAGAUCAUACUGAAAGUAGUUUUAUUCCUUAUCCUUUAAACACUGGAACUUCAUGAAAAUAUCUGUUUGGCAGAUUUGUUUGUUUAGCCAGGCUCAUGGUGGACUGCUUUACAUUAACAAAACUAAAAAGUAAAACGUAUACAAGUGUAACCCUUUGUCAUGGGAUUUAAACGCAACUAUAACCUGACAGGAUCACUUUAAAGCAGUUACACUGUAUAUGUUGCAUGUUAAGCAAAAGAGGGGCAUCUAAUUAUACUGCAUUGUAAUAAGACAUUAAUCUCUUGUGGAGGAUAUGUUGGGCUGGGGGGCAGAACACUUAUGCUCUUGUUCUAAACAUGUUGGAUUUCUGACGAGGGAAGAUAUAAUGGAGAAGUUUGGCAUGCAUCCCCUAUAUACAUGAUAAUAUGCCCCCUGUAUUUCUCAGAGUCCUCUCCAAGCUGUCAUUAUCGCCUUACUACACUUCAGAAUAAUCUGAGGCCUGCCCUGUGGUUCUACUUCAAACGUUUUCACCGACCAUGUGGACAAGGACUAAGAAGGUCAAAAAGUUUGUAACUGAAGGUAUUUUAAAGAAAACUAAUCUAGUAUGUAUAAUAUGAAUCUGUGAUGAAGAUAAAAGCUGGUAGCAUCAUAUGUUAUUUUAUCCUCCAAACACUUGAAAGUUGAAUUCUAAAUAAAAGAUUAUUGGAUGAACUGGAUGAUUGGAAUCAUAACAGAACUUGCUUUAUUGCCUCAUUGAAUUGUUGUCAGAAGCUUUGGUAUAAUUUGGAUUUAACUACAUGUGGAUACAGUACAAUGGCGGGACUUUGCGGUUGUCUGAGGAAGAGUAACUUCAUUUUAAAAAUUGUUAUUGUGCAAAUGAAUAAAGCUGGAAGGAUUGGGUAAAUUGAAAAAAAAAUCUGCCACAUUGGGGUUUGAACCCACCACCUUCCAGCUUGUAGCAUAAUGCCUCAACCAACUAUGUUACCACAUGCCCUGCAAUUUCACCAUAUGAAAGAAAAAAUCUGAACCUUUUUAUUUUGCUAUAUGUUGUACCAAUCAUGUGUGGAUAUAUGCACACGGCAAACUGAAUGUCAUCAGUCAGUUCACAAAGAAUGGAAUGCAACCAGCAGACGGUUGUGUGUGUAUAUUGUGGAUGGAAGACACAAAACAUACAGAAGUUCAAAGGAAGUUCAGAGAAACUUGUGAUGAAACCCCUGCUUCUUGUGAAGGCAUUCUGCAGUGGGUGGAACCCUCUGGAGCAACCAGUAGCAUGAAGAAAUGGAAGAGCUUCGUGCCACCAUCAGUGUUACCAUGAGUGGAAGCUUACCAUAUGACAUGUAAACAUAAAGAGGAGGCCUACAUAUUAAUUUUCAGACCCAGUGUGUUACUGUGAUUUAUUGAGGAACUGAAGCAUAUACCAGUGCUGUUUCUUUUGUAAUAUUAUUUUACUGAUUGUUACACACUAUAUUCACUGGUUUCAUAGCAAACAUAGGAUUUUUAUAAAGGUUUCAAAUUUCAGAUAUCCAAAUUUGGCAUGUUAUAUAAUUGAGUUAAAUUCAUUUGUAAUGCCGAUUGGUUAUGCUGAGUGCUGAAACUGACUAUGGACAUACACCUGAAGCAAAUUUUGAUAAUAAUACAAGAAGUUUAGUGUUUUGUAUCAGACUUGUGCUACAGAAUUCAAGAGCAUCAGGUAUUAUGUUUUAUCAAGUGUACAUCUUAAAUUCUUUGUUUCAAGUCAUUUUCUCUGGUUUCCCCAUCUCAAACUUCAACAGAUUUUUCUAUGAACAUGUUUUCUUCCACUGAAUUAUGUAAGAACAUGAUAAAGUCAUUUCUGAAGCUGAAUUUCAAAUUUCCUAAAAUACUUCCAGAUGUAUAACAACUUCUACUGACAAAGAUUGCCAAUGCCUGAAAGUUUUCAAACAUAACUUCAGAUAUUCACCCUAUCACAGUCUUUGUCACUUUUAAAGAAAUACAAAUAAGGUUGAUACAAAGUGUGUAGGUGUAAAUGGUAGUUAUGAUCUAACAUUGUACCAUAUCGCACAUGCUCCUAGUGGCAAUAGUUCAUCAGUUAUUGCUCAAAAAUGGAAGAGUGAAUAAAAAUGUUGUAUUUCUUAUUUAUAUUGUCCACAAAAAAUACCUCAAAGUUCUGUCAUCAUACAAAAUUUCAUGUCGUCUUCUGGGAUGUGAUGCCAUGUAGUUUGAUAGAUUGAUACUACUUCAGAGGAGCCUGCUUUCUCCUUCAAGGUAGUAGAAAAGUAGAGGCAUACCUUGGAAAUAUUGUAGUUCGGUUCCAGAUUACCACAAUAAAGCAAGUCACGUGAAUUUUUUGGUUUCCCCGUGCAUAUAACAUUUGUGUUUACACCAUACUGUAAACUGUUAAGUGUGCAAUAGCAUUAUAUCUAAAAAAAA
Messenger RNA from Cryptotermes secundus, 7944 nucleotides. It is a transcript of the gene Sirt1, whose product is annotated as NAD-dependent protein deacetylase sirtuin-1. NCBI's taxonomy places the organism in Eukaryota, Metazoa, Arthropoda, Insecta, Blattodea, Kalotermitidae. The coding region runs from base 76 to 2730 and encodes 884 amino acids. Gene Ontology annotation, molecular function: NAD+ binding. The record is from RefSeq and is a predicted model, not a curated record. The transcript is spliced from 11 exons.